AUGGCGGAUGGAAAAUAUAUAGACAUGCGAGAAGUGUACGUUGGAAAUUCUUCGCUUUCUCGUCGUCGGCUUCUCUUCUGCGAGAAGAGAAGCCCUCCGAAGCACAAGCAUUGCCGAAGAAUUGGAAACCUAGCCGUGGCCGAAGCUGCAAAGAAUCGUUCCAAUUUCGAUGAUCGGAGACUGGUGGUUGGUUUCUUUAUCUCCGAUCUCAUCAAAAGUUUCCUCGCUGAGUCUCGCAGCAAUGCUGUCUCAUGCUUGAGCUUAGCCCAACUUGACCUUGGCAUGAUCUUGGAUGCAUUUGCUAUAUGUUAA
Molecule: messenger RNA, 312 nt
Organism: Ilex paraguariensis (yerba mate)
Lineage: Eukaryota; Viridiplantae; Streptophyta; Magnoliopsida; Aquifoliales; Aquifoliaceae
Source: the annotation of a GenBank genome assembly